This is a messenger RNA of Gymnodraco acuticeps, 5726 nucleotides long. Its product is annotated as AP2-associated protein kinase 1-like. NCBI's taxonomy places the organism in Eukaryota, Metazoa, Chordata, Actinopteri, Perciformes, Bathydraconidae. The record is from RefSeq and is a predicted model, not a curated record. Gene Ontology annotation, biological process: protein phosphorylation. Gene Ontology annotation, molecular function: protein kinase activity; ATP binding. The transcript is spliced from 21 exons. Bases 675 to 4064 code for a protein of 1129 amino acids.
AGGUCCAGCAGCGCAGUCCGCAUUGGAGACUAUCCCCAUAGCAUCCUCUCUGUUUGUAGCUACGUUAGCUCUGUCAUUAAGUUAGUGGACCAGCCUCCACACAGCCUGCAGGACGCACAAAAGCAGUGGAGGUCUGUCAUUUUUUUUUAUGCGACAAAGAUUAAAAGGGCAGCAGAUGAACUAAGGUUUAUUUCAGGUGGAAGAUAUAAUUGGAGAUGUGUAAUAAACUGCAUUGGACACUUAGGACCUACCUGGCUUCCAGCCUAUCAACUGACAGCUGUCACCGCACCUAGCUGCUGAGCUAGCUUUGUGCUAACGGCUAACAAGUGUUUUUUUCGGGCUAAAUUAGCCAGCCAGUGCUACUCUCGCUUCAGAGAGGAAAAUAGCUGACUUCCGCAUGGACGUUAUAUCGUAUUAUUUUCUCAACAGAAUUUGACUCCGCCUGCUGUUUAAACCAUGAGUUAGCUAAGGUGCGUCGGACCGCAGUGUUUGGAAUAUUUAAGGUCCAGCUAAGUAAGCUAGCAUUUAGCCUCGAAGCUAGCUUUCAUUCAAUUUUUGAAAAACUGCUUACGCGUUAACACCAGCACAACAGCGCACCGGGACUGCUUCAAUCCAAACUGUUGUUACGAUACUAAUACAUUUUGGAUUUGCUUUGAAUAACCUCUGGGGGGGAAAUGAAGAAAUUCUUUGACUCUCGUCGGGAGUUGGUGAGCUCCGGGCCUGGAUCUGGAGCCGGUGGAGGAGGCGCUGGAUCCGGCGGCGGAGACAGCUUCAUCGGACGGGUCUUCACCAUUGGACGGUAUCAGGUGACCGUGGAGGAAAUUAUCGCAGAAGGAGGUUUUGCCAUCGUUUUUCUGGUGCGGACUCAUCAAGGCGUACGUUGUGCACUCAAACGGAUGUAUGUCAACAAUGACAAUGAUCUGCAAGUCUGUCAACUUGAGAUUCAGAUCAUGAGGGACCUAGUGGGCAACAAAAACAUAGUUGGUUUCCUGGACUCCAGUAUUACAGCAGUUGGAGCUGGCGAUGUUUGGGAAGUCCUAAUCUUAAUGGACUUCUGUCGAGGUGGGCAGGUGGUUAACCUAAUGAACCAGCGGCUGCAGACGGGCUUCACUGAGGCCGAGGUGCUUCAGAUCUUUUGUGACACGUGCGAGGCGCUCGCUCGUCUCCACCAGUGCAAUACUCCAAUCGUCCAUCGAGAUCUUAAGGUGGAAAAUAUCCUUCUGCACGACCGGGGACAUUAUGUGCUCUGUGAUUUUGGAAGUGCCACCAACCGCUUUCAAAACCCUCAGACAGAGGGGGUGCCAGUGGUGGAGGAGGAAAUCAAAAAGUACACUACUCUGUCAUACCGCGCUCCAGAGAUGGUCAACCUCUACGCUGGAAUGAUUAUCACUACAAAGGCUGACAUUUGGGCCAUGGGUUGUCUACUCUACAAGCUGUGCUACUUCACGGUUCCUUUCGGGGAGAGCCAGGUGGCUAUCUGUGAUGGAAGUUUCACUAUUCCAGACAACUCCCGCUAUUCCCAGGACAUGCACUGUCUCAUCAGAUACAUGCUGGAACCUGACUCAGAUAAGAGACCAGACAUCUACCAAAUAUCCUACUUUGCCUUUAAACUGGCUAGACGAGAGUGUCCAGUCCCAAAUGUACAUAAUUCCCCGAUUCCCGCAAAACUUCCCGAGCCCAUCAGAGCCAGUGACGCAGUGGCCAAAAAGAGUCAUAUCAAAGCCAGGCUCUCAGACCCCACUCCUACCUUGGAAACCUCAAUCGCACCUCGCCAACGACCCAAAGCUGGCCAGGCUCAACCUCAGCCGAUAUCAUGCAUCCUCCCCAUCCAGCCAGCUCUCACCCCCCGCAAGAGACCCAAUGUGGCCUCUGGAGCCCCCCAGGCCAUAGGUGUUGGUAUCAAUGUCCCUCCUCCAGCUGCAGCCGCUGUCCAAGCAGCUCAACAGACUCCUGCAUCCCCUCAGACCCCUCCGACCGCCAACAUGCAGCCGCAGGCGACCCCUCAGCACCAGCAGCUCCUCAUGAAGCAACAGCAAGCCGCCGCCUUCCUGAGUCCACAGAGCAACCAGCAGCAUCACCUGGCGCAGAGCGUCCAGCAGCACGCAGCGUCUCAGGCGUUCACCCUGCUGCGGUCCAAAGCUCAGCCUGUUCCUCCUGUUAUUGCCCUGCAACACCAGCAGCAGCAACAUGUAGCUCCUGUCCAUGAACCCACAGCUUCUCAUCUGACCCCGAUCCCAGAGUCUGCAGCGGUUGGUCCCUCAGCGGACCCAGAGACGGCCGGCCGGUUGAUUCACAAAGUCGGCUCCCUGACACCCCCCUCGUCGCCAAAGAUGGCCCCUAAGAGCGGCCACCGACGCAUAUUGAGCGAUGUCACUCACAGCGCAGUGUUCGGGGUCCCAGUCAGCAAGUCCACCCAGCUCCUGCAGGCGGCCGCAGCUGAGGCCAGCCUCAACAAGUCCAAAUCAGCCAGCACGACUCCCUCCGGCUCCCCCUGCUCGUCCCAGCAGAGCGUCUAUCAUCCAGGUGAUUCUGACGCCAAAUCCGCCCCAACUGCAGCCAACAAUCAGCCCAGCUGGAACCCCUUUGGGGACGAUAACUUCUCCAAGCUCACAGCAGAGGAGCUGCUCAACAAAGACUUUGCAAAGCUAGCCGAGACUGCUGCGCCAGGAGAGAAGGUCACGGGCUCCAAUGAAAAUCUCAUAUCCGGGAUCAAUGCUUUUCCUGCUGAAAGACCGUCAGACAUCAUGAGUGCAGGUUCAGCGGUGUUGACAGCCCCGGACCCUUUUAAUCCCCUCUCUGACACCGCAGAGAAGCUGAUUGAGGGUCUGAAGUCCCCUGAAUCUUCUCUGCUGCUCGCCGACCUCCUAACUCCAGCCAACCCCUUCAAUAGUUAUUCAGAGAGCUCCAGCCAUGUGAACUCAGAGAUGUGUGUGGAUUCACUGAUUCCCGGGUUGGAAGCCCCCCAGCGACACUCGGGCCAGCCUGAGCUCAUCCCCGCCAGCAUAACAGACUCUCUCACUGGGGAGGACUCUCUGCUGGGCUGUGAUCUGUUCUCUCGUGCUACUCUUCAUGGAAACCAGUGUGUUUCUGCUCUCCCACCCUCCUCCUCCUCCUCCUCCUCCUCAGCUCCUCCUGGAUCCUGUCUGGAGGAGCUGCCGGCUGCUCAGACAGCUUCUGACUCUACUUUCCUCAUGUCGUGUGGGGAGAAGGGCAAUGACGACGAGUUUGACCCUAUUCCUGUGCUCAUCUCCAAAAACUCAAACCAAGAUGUUCCAGGUGAGAGUAAUGGCUACUCUGUGCUUGGGGAGGGACAGGAGACUGAACCUCGAGAUUUUGAAGCAAACCAGGUCUGUGAGCACUCCAGCGAUGAUGAAGAGGAAGAGGAGGAGGAGGAAGAAGAAGAAGCCCAUGAAGAAGAGCAGCAGGAUGAGGAAGCCGUUGAGAAUGACACAGCAGCUCUGGACUGCAGCGGCUCCAGACCUCUGCUGAUGGACUCGGAGGACGAAGAAGAACCCGGUUUAGCCCUCAGCUCGUCGCCGGACCCCAGCGCUGCACCAACACAACCACCUACCUUCCACCAACCUCCUCCGAGCACAUUCGUUCAGAAUCAUGUACACGAGCCAGCGAAAGGGGCUGCUGCCGAUGUUUUCUCCAAAGCCCCUUUUCCCAUCACGCAAGAUGAAUCGGCCGAUGUGUUCGCCAACGCUCCGUUUCCAUGCGCCUACGUUGCGGCUACGCAGCCGUUCGAUGUGUUUGCUCAGGCUCCGUUUGGGAAGAGAAAGGAGGCCGCAGGGUCUCUGCCCUCGUUCCCUCAUGCUGUGACCCCCGACCCAGGAGCGCUGGGACAAGUUGCCCAACAGCCUUUCCGCCCACAAGCUCUGGCCAAAUAUUCCCGACACUUUGAGGGACCCGCGCCCCAGCUGCCAGUAGCAGCUCAGCGCAUCGCUUCGAACGCGGCCUCAGUGCCUGCUGGACCUCUUCACUCAUGGACCUCAGAAGUGGGCGCUGUGGACCCUUUCAUCUCGGCCCCCUUUCACUUCAAGGCCCCGCAAGAAAAACCCUAAAUGCACACUCAGAGGUCAGGGCACUCAUCACUGAAUUAUGCAAACUGUAUCAGGCGUACUGCAUGCUGUCACCAGCGCUGCAGCUGGACUGCAGGCAUGCAUGGGUCUCACUCUUAACUGGCUCUGAUUAGUGAUGGCGCUUCUUUACACUUGAAUGCUCUGAAAACUGACAUCAUCACAUGACUCCUACUCACUUUAUAUUCCUCCUGACAUGUUCUUUUGUCCUUAUUCCUUUUGGUACGUACAUCUACACAUGGUGGUAAAGCAUUUGAUUGUUUUCUUGCCUACCUCAGUUACUUUUUUGUGUCAGCGUUGAAACACCACACAGAGAGGGGGUUUGUAGUCUGUCUGCGCCUUGGGUUUCAUUUCCUGUGCGUUUGAGCUUCACUGUGAAACUAUGAUGUGAUAACGCCUCAUUCCUCCAUAGCUCUCAGAAAUGUGUGAUUUAGCUUGAAUCAAAUGAUCAUACCGUCACAGAAGCUCGGAAGAGGACAAGAUGUGAAGAUGGAAUUUAUAUCAAAUGUGUAAACAACAUGAAAAUGAUGCCCUCAAGCCAUGAGUUGUGGGCUUUAUGCCUGACAGUGUAUGAGGCAGGUGCUGGAUAAUGAUGCAUAGACGGAUAACAUUUGUUGAUAUGAAAUGUUGUUUUUUCAUUUGAUUCCAAAAUGGUGUCGUGUAUUAUGUUUGUGGUCUUUGUCGUGUCUUAUGAAAGUGGAAUAUCAGAGUUUCUCCAUGUGUGUUAUCGUACAAACCUUGUUUAAACGUUAGGCAUAGAAAAUACAUAAUAGUAGUUCCUAUGUUAGAUCAGACUCACUUUCUUGGUUUCUACUCAUUCUACAAGAUAAAGCCUUACACUCUUACAGUACGUCCCUCCGACCGCGUCAAACAGCAUUCAUCACUUUUGCCUUUGGUGCCCUCCUUAAAAAAAAUGCUGCAUUGACAUCAUUUACCAAAUACCUGGCAUACAGUCAUGUACAUCUCUCUUUUGCUGUCUGCAGUAUGAUAAUGCAUCUCUAUCAAAGGUCCUAUAAACUCCAAAUGUGUACCAACAGGGAUUUAUCAACAACUGAAGAGCAACGUUUACAGAGAAAUGCUUUCCUGCAGUCACACACAUAUCUACAGCACUUAUGAUUUGCAUUUCCAGUCAGGGAUUGUAUUAGUAGUAUCUUGUGAGAUCUUGAAUGGUGACUGACUGAUGACAUUCCAUCUUAUUUCCGUCGACAUUUAGGGAUGUGUUAUUGUCUCUGUAAAAUCAUUGAACACUUCAUGGGUUUCCACCAUGGCACUUUUUUUAGAAAGGGGAUCCAACCUGUUUCAGCCCAAAGUGUAAUUCAUGUAUUCCUCUGUUGCAAUGUCAAAUCCUGUAUUCUUUUUCUUUUUGAAGUGUACAAUCUUUUUGUUAUAAUUGCUCACUUUUCUCACCCACCUUGUAUACAUGAAGGUUGCACAUAGAACCUGACACAGAGUCAGUGUUCCCUAAGAAUGUGUUUUGAUUGUAACACAGCUGUAAAAUGUAUUACAACCCGUGUAGUAUAGGAGGAUUCAACAACUGACGAUACUGUUGGACAUCGAAAGCACUCUAAAUACUUGUUAUACUGCACAGCCUGCCUUUGAAAACUAUGUUGUAUGUCAUAAAAAAACUAUUAAAUGAAUGUAAAUCUA